AUGUCAACACCGGGAAGCGCACCGUCACAAUCCGAAGCGACCGGUCCAGUUGUCGAAGGAGACUCCUCUCUGACUGCCCACUCGGCGUUUGCGAACGAAUUUUUCCAAGAGGUUGUCAGCACCGACGAAUUGCAGGACUCGAGUUUAGAAAUGCGAGAGACCUUAGAUGCACUCCAUCACAUCGUCCAUAGCUUGAAGCACCAGACUGCCUCAAGCGAACUGUCAUAUCCAAAUUCACGGCCUUCGUCGAGAGUCGCCAUACCACCUUUUGAACUUCCACCAAUCCAAAAGUCGGUAGAGGUUAUACAAGCUGCGAAAGUGUACAGCUCCGGAUCGACCUAUAUUUUCGAAAACGUUGGUUUACCCGCAUUCUCAGAGCUUUGUCUUCGUGUUUACUUCUCACCGGAUUUCUCGGAAGCAGAUUUCAUCAUUACCAACGUUGGACUCUAUUAUUUGUUUCUUCACUACGCCUACCAAACCUCGGAAACUUCGAGAGAGGAAUAUCUGGGAUACGUGAACAUGUGCCGUGAUAACACCGAAACCGCACUCUCGAACCUCCCUCUUCAUCUGCCGGCAACGGCUGUUUCGAUGAAGAACGACCACCCCGAGGAGGCCAUGCGCAAACAAGCUUUAUUCUGGGGUGUCUACAUGGCAGACAAAGGCCUCUCGCUCCGGAUGGGUAGGGCGUCAGUCAUUCAAGAUUGGGACAUCACUAUCCCCUUCCCCAGACCAGAGGAUGCGCGAGGUCCCCUCUGGCAUUAUUUCGCCCUAUGGGUUGAAUGCGGACAAGUACAAGGUAAGAUCUACGAGUUACUAUACAGCCCAGAGUCCGUCACUCAGCCAAGCCAUGUGCGCCGAUCUCGCGUGGAGACUCUCGUGAAGGAGCUUGAUAAUGUCAUAGCGAAGUCAGCCGAAGCAAACUUGAAAUGGUUACAGAAGACGAGGGAGACACUCGGUGACCAGCUAAUGGAGUUCCUGUCGAUUUCGGAUGACGUUCUCUUCCUAUCUCUGCUUACCUUGAUCCAUCGCGCGACGCCUUGUGACGAGGGCUCUCCGACUACAUUUUCGCAAGAAUGUAUCAAAGCUGCGAGGGCAACUCUCUCGCGGCACCAAGAUUGCAUGAAUGUCUUAGAGGGAGCAAAUGCCGCUCUAUUUUCCAUGUAUGUACAUUGGACCCUUUUGUACUCACCGUUUAUUCCUUUCAUCGUUAUCUUCUGCCAUGUCAUCAAGACACAAGAUGGCGAGGAUCUCGCCCGUCUCCAUGCGUUCAACGCGUCAAUUCAAACUGCUCCUACAGUCUCUGAGGCCGCUGGAAAAGUGUACCGACUCUUCCAAGUCCUCUAUAGUGUAGCGCUCCGCUACGUCGAAUUCCGUACCACCACACCCCAACCGGAACAGAUGGAGGCUAGUGCUGAAAUGGAUGCGUAUCUUUCUGCCCUUGGAUUUCCCGCCACCGCGCCAGGAGAGCAGGAUCAGGAGGCGAAUUUUAUGAAUCCGACGUUUGGGCAAGGCGCAGUAAACGGCGAAAUGUUGGCCCCAGGUGUCGUCGAGGCUGCGCGGACCGGGAGCCCGAUGGCGUACUUGGGGAACGGCGCGGCACAGCUGGACGACUGGCUCUACAGCAAUUCCCAGAUGAUUGGGAUCCUUCAGGGGCCUGGGUUCAACUUUCCGCGCCAAAAUGAGAAUCAAUAG
This is a messenger RNA of Scedosporium apiospermum, 1692 nucleotides long. RefSeq lists its product as uncharacterized. NCBI's taxonomy places the organism in Eukaryota, Fungi, Ascomycota, Sordariomycetes, Microascales, Microascaceae. The transcript has 5 exons. Gene Ontology annotation, molecular function: zinc ion binding; DNA binding. Gene Ontology annotation, biological process: DNA-templated transcription. The record is from RefSeq and is a predicted model, not a curated record. The coding region runs from base 1 to 1692 and encodes 563 amino acids.